UUUUACUAUUUUAUUAAUAAUUAUUUAUCUAAAUCAAACGAACUGAAUGUUUUAAACAGAUCAUUUAUAAUUUAAUAAUGAGAGACUGAUGAAUGGAUGAGGUGUGUGACGACACCUGACUCAGGUGAAACUCGAUGACGUGGCACUUCCGGUUUUACCUGUGCAGGUAAACAGCAACAGGUGAUGGAGUAACGCAGCUCAGGUGUGUUUUUAUUCAUGACAAUGAGAAACAGAGAAACAGCAGAAAGCUUCAGAGUUCCAGUCAAACAGUGAGGAUGUGCGACUCCAUGAAGACGCAGCUGGUGAGCGCCAUCCAGCUGCAGGAGGUGGAACUGCAGGACAACGAGCAGGGCAGCAACAACAACAACAACAAGGACGAGACGUUCACGGUGGAGGACGCCGUGGAGACGAUCGGCUUCGGGCGUUUCCACGUCCUGCUCUUCGUCAUCAUGGGCAGCUCCAGCAUCGUGGAGGCGAUGGAGAUCAUGCUGCUCGCCGUCGUGUCUCCAGAGAUUCGCUGUGAGUGGCGGCUGAACGACUGGCAGGUCGCCCUGGUCUCCACGAUGGUGUUCCUGGGCUUCAUGCUGUGCGGCGUGCUGGGCGGAUACAUCGCUGACAGAUAUGGACGCUGGAAGGUGGUGUUCGGAGGCUUCGUGUGGAGUGCGUAUUUCUCUCUCCUCACCUCGUUCUCUCCGUCCUACGGAUGGUUCAUCUUCCUACGCAGCAUGGUGGGAUGUGGGAUAGCAGGAGCCUCUCAGGGAUUCGUGUUGAAGACAGAAUUCAUCCCAGCAAAGUAUCGAGCCAUCCUGCUGCCGCUGGCCACCGUGUUCUGGAUGACGGGUUCUAUGCUGAUCAUCCUUCUGGGGAUGUUGGUGGUUCCGUCUCUGGGCUGGAGGUGGAUGAUCCGUCUCUCCGUCACGCCCAGCAUCAUCCUCAUCUUCCUCUUCCAGUUUAUUCCAGAGUCUGCUCGCUACAACGUGUCAGCAGGAAACGUCCAGGCCGCCGUGGAGACGCUGCAGAGGAUCGCUGACAUGAACGGAGCGUCUCUUCCUCCGGGACGGCUGGUCGAGUCCCCCGGGAGGGAGCGAGGCAGCUGGAGGAUUCUGGUCAGUCCAUCGCUCAGGAGGACGUCUCUACUGCUGUGGUACUCCUGGUUCGUGGCGUCCUUCGCCUACUACGGCUCGGUGCUGAGCAGCUCAGAGCUGCUGGAGAAGAACCUGCUGUGUGUCACCAACGCCGACCGGCAUCAUCUCGUCAAACACCGACGGGACGACGGACUCUGCUACUGCGUCCCGUUCCAGCAGGAGGACUACCGGACCCUGCUCAUCAGCUGCCUGGGGGAGGUCGCCUUGGUCCCGGUCAACAUCGCCCUCCUGAACGUGUUUGGACGGAAGAUGAGCCUGGCCGUGCUGCAGCUGGUGGCGGCCUUUCUCUUCAUGAUGUUAAACAUCUGCACGACCAUGUUUGGGUUCACGGUGCUGCUGUUCCUGCUGCGCUCCCUGGUCUCCAUGAACUUUAACGUGGUUUAUAUUUACACCGCCGAGGUGUACCCCACGGCGGCCCGGUCUCUGGGUUUGGGUUUCUGUACGUCGUUCAGUCGUAUCGGAGGAAUGAUCGCUCCGUUCAUCGCUCAGGUGCUGAUGUCCCAGUCGGUGGUCCUGGCGCUGACCCCCUUCGCGGCCGCCUGCGCUCUCUGUUCUCUGGGGAACUUCCUGCUGCCGAUAGAGACUCGGGGUCGCGCUCUGCUGCAAAACUCAUGACGACGACUCCAACAAACAAACAAACUGUUUCCUGUUUUAUUGUUACUGUGAAGAUAUUAAAUGUGUUUCUGAGAUCAGCUGUUUCUGUCUCCUUUAUUAUCAUUCAUGAAGGAAAUCGGAUAUGAACGUUCAAUAAAAACUGUUUAUUUUCACAUAAUUCUAA
Messenger RNA from Centropristis striata (black sea bass), 1923 nucleotides. It is a transcript of the gene svopl, whose product is annotated as SVOP-like. Gene Ontology annotation, molecular function: transmembrane transporter activity. NCBI's taxonomy places the organism in Eukaryota, Metazoa, Chordata, Actinopteri, Perciformes, Serranidae. Bases 276 to 1760 code for a protein of 494 amino acids. Gene Ontology annotation, cellular component: membrane. Gene Ontology annotation, biological process: transmembrane transport. The record is from RefSeq and is a predicted model, not a curated record. The transcript is spliced from 16 exons.